GGAUCGAAAUACGGGCGAAAAAUAGGGGAAGCGAGCCGUGUACGGAUGGACACGAGAUCCCUGCCUGGUGGAAAUAUAGUAAGCAAUCAUUGAAUAAAAUGACCACUGCUGCGAGACCCACGUUUGAACCUGCUAGAGGAGGACAAGGACGCGGUGAAAAAGAUUUAAGUGCUAUAUCAAAACAAUAUAGCAGCAGAGAUUUACCGUCUCACACGAAACUUAAAUACAGAGAACAUGGACAGGGAACGAUAGAAGAACUCCGGAGCCGUGAUUUUCGGAAGGAGUUGGAAGAACGUGAACGUGAAAGGGAAAAGGACAAGAGCUCUAGCCGGCGUAUGAUAGAAGCACCUCGUGAUAGUUCCACGACUAGUGCUAAGAGACAAAAACUCGAUCAAGUGCCUACCGCGAGUUUAGAUGCAGAUGAUCCUCUUGACGAUGACGACUCUGAAUCAGAGAGCGACGAGGAUGAUACUGCUGCACUUUUAGCUGAAUUGCAACGUAUAAAAAAAGAAAGAGCAGCAGAACAAGCUAAAAAGGAAAUGGAGAAACGGCAGGAGGAGGAAAGAAUCCGAAUGGAAAAUAUUCUUUCUGGUAAUCCUCUGCUAAAUUAUUCUUCACAAAGUGGAAGAACAGAUAUGAAAGUCAGACGGCGAUGGGAUGAUGAUGUCGUAUUCAAAAAUUGUGCUCGUUCGGAACCGAAACAAAAACAUGAUGUAUUCAUAAACGAUUCAUUAAGAAGCGAGUUUCACCGUAAAUUCAUGGAAAAAUACGUUAAGUGAAUAAAUUCUCACGAACAUUAUAUAUUAUGUUUGUAAAUAGUUUUAAGUUAAUACUGACAUAUUAUUUGUAAAGUAUCGUACAAUAGGAAGUAACAAAGGAGUUAUUAUUCCAAAUUCAAGUUGUGACUCCAUGAGAUAAUUGACUGUAUAAACACAGAGAUUAUUAAGCUA
Messenger RNA from Ceratina calcarata, 950 nucleotides. RefSeq names its product spliceosome-associated protein CWC15 homolog. Gene Ontology annotation, molecular function: RNA binding. NCBI's taxonomy places the organism in Eukaryota, Metazoa, Arthropoda, Insecta, Hymenoptera, Apidae. Gene Ontology annotation, cellular component: catalytic step 2 spliceosome. Gene Ontology annotation, biological process: mRNA cis splicing, via spliceosome. The record is from RefSeq and is a predicted model, not a curated record. Bases 99 to 779 code for a protein of 226 amino acids. The transcript is spliced from 4 exons.